CCAGACCCUUCAUCCUCUUCUAGUGUUCGAAUGUGUUCCAAAACAGGGUUAGAAUCACCAGAAACAUCACUGCAACUAACCACAGGAUUUGGUGGAAACUGGCUGUCAUUCAAUUCCUCUCCCUCAGGAGGGCAGUCGGUCCUGCCAGUUACACGUGACGCAGCCAGACGCUUCCAAGAUGAAUGUUACCAAGGGCGGCCUGGUGCUGUUCUCUGCAAAUUCCAACGCAUCCUGCGUAGAGCUGGCCAAGAAGAUCGGAGAACGGCUGGGAAUUGAACUUGGCAAGGUUCUGGUGUACCAGGAGCCAAACAGAGAAACGCGUGUUCAGAUUCAGGAGUCUGUGCGAGGGAAGGACGUUUUUAUCAUACAGACCGUUUCCAAGGAUGUGAACACCACAAUCAUGGAGCUUUUAAUCAUGGUGUACGCGUGCCGGACCUCUUGCGCUAAGACCAUUAGUGGCGUCAUCCCCUACUUCCCCUACAGCAAGCAGUGCAAGAUGAGGAAGAGGGGCUCCAUUGUCUCCAAGCUAUUAGCCUCCAUGAUGUGCAAAGCUGGUUUAACUCACUUAAUUACAAUGGAUCUACAUCAGAAAGAAAUUCAGGGGUUUUUCAAUAUUCCUGUGGACAAUCUGCGAGCAUCGCCGUUCCUCUUACAGUACAUCCAGGAAGAGAUCCCUGACUACAGAAAUGCCGUCAUUGUCGCCAAAUCCCCUUCAUCAGCAAAAAGAGCCCAGUCUUUCGCUGAAAGGUUACGGCUAGGAAUUGCUGUGAUUCACGGAGAAGCACAGGACGCAGAAUCCGAUUUGGUCGAUGGGCGACAUUCACCGCCAGCUGCCAAAAAUCCCGCUGCCAUUCAUCCGUCUCUGGAAAUACCCUUGAUGUUCCCUAAAGAGAAGCCCCCAAUUACUGUAGUUGGCGAUGUCGGUGGAAGGAUAGCUAUCAUAGUGGAUGACAUCAUCGAUGAUGUAGACAGCUUUGUCAACGCAGCCGAAACGUUGAAAGAACGAGGAGCCUAUAAAAUCUUUGUUAUGGCCACUCACGGUCUCCUGUCCUCGGAUGCGCCCAGAUUAAUAGAGGAAUCUGCUAUCGACGAGGUCAUUGUCAGCAACACAAUCCCUCACGAAAUCCAAAAACUACAGUGCCCGAAAAUCAAGACGGUUGACAUCAGUAUGAUCCUGGCUGAAGCGAUCCGUCGAAUUCACAACGGGGAGUCCAUGUCAUACCUUUUUAGAAAUAUAGGAGUGGAUGAUUAAUCCUUUCCGUUUGUCUAUAUAAAUAUAUAUAUAUAUAUAUUUUUAGGAAUUAUACCAAGGGCCAAAACUGGAAUUGUACAGUGUCUCUGUGCCGUACAAACGUUUACCUUAAUAUUUCAAACGAGGCCGUUUUUGUUUUGUUUGUUUUUUUUUGUUUUUUCAGGCUGACCUGUCUACCUGUAGUUUCACCAAUCAAUCAAGUUUUUUUGCUUGUCUUUUUUGCUAAAUUUUUUUGUGAACAAAAUGUCACACACACAAAGAAAACUGCCUUUGUUACAUGCAGUGGGGGGUGCUUAAAGCAGCAUUACUAGUUGCAGCUAAUUUAUUCCAAUCCGAUCGGUAUGUAUCACGUCUCCCUUCCCCCCCCCCCCAGCUAUAAACCUACAGUGAUCAGCUAGUUGUCUUUACGCUGUCUGAACGGUUGCACGUUUAGUUGUAUCCAAUAGAGCAACAAAAGUGAUUUUAAACAGGCAUGUGUGAUGAGCACUCCUGCGCUGCCACAUUUAGCCAAGACAAUAGACCGAUCGCCACAUUUUAAUGUAAAGCCUAUUAAUGUCACGAUGCAAGUCUUAAUUAUUAUUAUUUUGUACAGUAGAUGGGAGAGCCGCUGGCCACUGUGAGUUGGGGUUGCCAGCUUUAAGUUAUUUCUUUAAGACAAACGUCUCGGCCCUCUAGUCUCAGUGGCAGCAGUCAUUGUGUGAACCAAUACUUAGCCUCUAAAUUCACCUCAGUGAUGUCACUUUUUCUUAGUUAAUUGAUUGGCUGCAUAGUUAAAAUAUAGCCUAUUUAUAAUAUAUUGGUUCACUCCACAAAAUGGCAGCCUCCAGUGUCUCUUGGAAGGCUACAAGAAAUGCCAGGAUUAAUGCAGCUCCCCAAACCUUUGGCUCGGCUUUCUGUGGGUCACAUUGUGCUUUUAUUUUGUUAGUGUACCUAGUAUUGCUGCUUUUGCCCUUAAACGUUAAGCUGCAGGCGGUGGUAAGAAGGGGUAGUCUGCUGCCUCAACCAAUGUCCGGGGGCCUGUAUAGCAUUGCUGAGCAAUGUAGUAUGUGUUGAUCAAUAUACUGCAGGCUUUUUGAGCAGCACAAGGGUGUGUAAUGGGUUAAACUGUGGAAAUAUUUGUCUAUGGCUCUGCCCCCUGCGCUGGAGUAAUUGCUGCGAGAGUGGGAGGUGCAGCUUUAUGCAGUGUCUGUGGAAAGGGGCCCUGUACUGAUGCUUUUCCUAGGAAAGCAUACGGAUAAUCUGCACUUGUAUUUAUUUUCUGCAAAAGAGGGAACAUGUAAUAAAAUAUUUGUUUGUGUGAA
Pseudophryne corroboree (corroboree frog) is the source of this 2553-nucleotide messenger RNA. It is a transcript of the gene PRPSAP2, whose product is annotated as phosphoribosyl pyrophosphate synthetase associated protein 2. The transcript has 11 exons. NCBI's taxonomy places the organism in Eukaryota, Metazoa, Chordata, Amphibia, Anura, Myobatrachidae. Gene Ontology annotation, biological process: purine nucleotide biosynthetic process; 5-phosphoribose 1-diphosphate biosynthetic process. The coding region runs from base 179 to 1252 and encodes 357 amino acids. The record is from RefSeq and is a predicted model, not a curated record. Gene Ontology annotation, molecular function: ribose phosphate diphosphokinase activity; magnesium ion binding; ATP binding. Gene Ontology annotation, cellular component: ribose phosphate diphosphokinase complex; cytoplasm.